Colletotrichum tamarilloi is the source of this 1095-nucleotide messenger RNA. RefSeq lists its product as uncharacterized. Gene Ontology annotation, molecular function: oxidoreductase activity. The transcript has 3 exons. The coding region runs from base 1 to 1095 and encodes 364 amino acids. Lineage: Eukaryota; Fungi; Ascomycota; Sordariomycetes; Glomerellales; Glomerellaceae. The record is from RefSeq and is a predicted model, not a curated record.
AUGAACGAGCCCAUCCAGCUCCCGGGCUCAGGUUCAGGCUCAACGGGAACGAUGCCCCGCCUCGGUCUCGGCGUCUACCAGCUCAGGGGGGAAGAAUGCUUCGCGGCCUGUCUGGCGGGGUUAGAGGCCGGGUACCGGCACAUUGAUACCGCGCGGCUGUAUGGGAAUGAAGAGGAGGUUGGGAGGGCCGUUGGGGUGUUUUUGAGACGGCGGGAGGAAGUGUUAUCAGAUGGGUGCGAUGAUGGGCUUGGUGUUUCUGCCGCUGGGAGAAGAGGGAGGGUCAAGAGGGAGGAUUUAUUUUUGACAACUAAGGUUGGACGGUGGGAGGGCGACGGGGAGAAGAUGUAUGAGAGUGUACUGGGGAGUGUAAUGAGAAUUGCUGGGGAGGAGGAUGGUGGAGGGUACGUUGACUUGAUUCUCGUACAUCGUCCCGUUGCGCGGUGGAGGGAUAUCUGGAGCGUGUUGGGGAGGUUUGUGAGGGAGGGUAGGGCGAGGGUGCUCGGGGUUAGUAAUUUUGGGAUUGGGGCGCUGGAGGAGAUGAAGAAGGGUUGCGAGGGGGUGUUGCCGUGUGUGAAUCAGAUUGAGCGAGAACUAGUCGCCUACUGCCAACAAAACGGCAUCGUGGUACAAGCGUACAGCCCUCUCGCGCGCGGGCAGCGGUGGGCGGAUCCGGUGUUGAGAGAGGUCGUGGAGCGGGUUCGGCGCCGUGUCGGGGUCGGUGUCCGGGAGGAUUCAAUACCGGUAUCCGGACGACGGGUUGCGGGGACGAACUGCCGCAACGACGACCCACGGGAGCGGGAGACGGCAGAGGAGAUUCCGGUGGAGACGGCAGAGGAGAUUCCGGUGGAGACGGCAGUCACGAAAAAGAGAGAGAUCACGGAGGCUACAGUCACGCCGGCGCAGGUGCUAAUCCGGUGGUCUCUGCAACGCGGAUAUGUGCCGCUUCCCAAGAGUGCGGACGCAGAGAGAAUCAGGGAGAAUGGGGACGUGUUUUGGUUCAAGCUUGAUGAUGUCGAGAUGGGCAUGUUGGACGGAUUGGAUCUGGGGGCUGCGGGGGCGCUGUUUCCUAAGAAUUCUGCAGCCACGGGGCUAUAG